Molecule: messenger RNA, 1248 nt
Organism: Lotus japonicus
Lineage: Eukaryota; Viridiplantae; Streptophyta; Magnoliopsida; Fabales; Fabaceae
Exons: 7
Coding region: 1-1248 (415 amino acids)
Source: RefSeq, a predicted model, not a curated record
AUGCAAAGAGUUUGUGGCUUUUUGUUGAAUAACUUGGUUGAUGAUGUGAAGAAGCUUGUUGAGUCUUAUCAUGCUAUUUGGAAGCAUACUGGUUGCACAAUCAUGGCAGAUGGGUGGACUGAUCGUUGUAGGAGAACUCUCAUCAAUUUUCUAGUCUAUUGUCCUAAAGGAACAAUUUUUCUGAAAUCUGUUGAUGCUUCUCAACAUUCAAAAACUGCAGAAUUGUUGUAUAAGCUUUUCAGAGAUGUGGUUUUAUUUGUUGGGGCUGAAAAUGUCGUUCACAUAGUAACAGACAAUGCUGCAAAUUAUGUUGCUGCUGGAAAGUUAUUAGAAGCUGAGUUUCCUAAAUUAUAUUGGUCUCCUUGUGCUGCACACUGUGUUAAUUUGAUGUUGCAGGAUAUUGGGAAGUUUGAAGAUGAACAUACUGGUGGAAGAGAAAUCCUUCGUCCCGCUCCAACACGCUUUGCUACUAAUUUCAUUGCAUUGCAAAGUAUUUUGGCUCAAAAGGAUGCACUAAGAGCCAUGGUUACAUCUAAGGAAUGGACAAGCUCAACUUAUGCUAAAGAUGUCAAAGCAAAAAGAUUUGUGGACCAAGUCUUAGAUUCUGGAUUUUGGGAUAAAUGUGUUGGAAUUGUGAAACUUACUGAGCCUCUUAUUCGCUUCUUACGUCUUCUUGAUAGUGAAGAUAAGCCUUCUAUGGGUUCUCUUUAUCAAGCUUUUUUUCAAACUAGAGAUGAUAUGCUUCGUAGGAAUCUUCAUGCAGCUGGUUAUUGGUUAAAUCCAGCUUGUCAGUUUAAUCUUCCAGAAUUUGUAAAGCAUGAGAACACAAAAAAUGGCCUCUUUGAUGUGUUUGAAAGGUAUGCUUAUGGAGAUCAUGAGUUGGAACGUAAGUUGUCAAGUGAGAUGAGAAUAUACAAAGAUGCUGAGUUAGAUUUUGUAAGACCACUUGCUGUGCGUGAAAGAAAUACCAUCAAUGGUGGGAAUCUUUUGGAUGUGGACGUAAAAGAGUCACCACCAUUCUUGACUAUUGAGGAGGUGGAAGCAUUACGCAAAGAUCUUUCCAAUAUGAACAUCCAACCAAAUUUUGAUGAUAUUGAUCAAUUAAAUUUGGAUGAUAAUAUUGAUGAUGUUGCACAAUAUACCACCAUGGAGAAUGAAAAUGCUCAAGUCGGAGAAGAUCCUACUUUGUUUGAUGAAGAUGUGCAUCAGUUGGAUGAGUUGGAUGCAACUUUGCCUCCUUGGACUUGA